AUGAAGUUCUCGGUCGGUAGUGUGGUAUGGGGAGUGAUCUCUUAUGCUGGGGUUGUGAGAUCUGCUUGUUCAAGUAAUCUGUUAAUUGAUAAUUAUGCAAAAUUCUCGACUAAUACUAAUUCUUUGGGUCAAUGGACAAGUGACGACGGAACAACCACCAAUUUGAAGGCCGAUGUCACAAACAAGAAAGUCACAUUCACCAGCAAGGCCAACAGUUACUUUUAUACUCAUCUUUCAAUUGCGAGAAAGCAACAACAGAUCAAUAUAAUGCAAUUACAUUUCCUGGUUAAAGGUCCUGCUGGCUCUUCAUUCACACUCGAACUGCAGACUUUGAGUUCUUGUACAGCGACCGCGUAUAAAAGUUAUUACACAACUAUUAAAGGAAUAACUGGAUCUACUCAGACUAUCACAGUACAAUUAAGUGCUUUCCCUGGAGCAAACUUAAACGCGAUUUCGGGGAUUUUAUGGGAAUCUUUUAGUGCCAACGGUGCGUGGGAGAUUGGGCAAACAAAUUUGGUUUGCGCAAAUGGUGCAGGAGGUUCAUCGAGUACGACCUCAUCUUCGAGUACGAUGUCUACGAAAGGUGCUGUUGUAACCACUAGCUCUUCAACAUCAGUUGUUUCUGCUCCAACUACCUCCGCUACCACUUUGAGCACAGUCAAACCAAGUGUCACUUCGAAAGUUCUGACCAGCAGUGUCAGUGCCUCGGCUCCAGCAGGUGCUUGCACAAACUUGCUGAUUGAUGAUUUUGCAUCUCAAUCUCGUCUAACGUUCUUGUUUUACAAUGCCAUGUUACAACCAUCUUCCGAUGAUGGUACCAUGGCACCGGUAACAGGGAGGGCAGACACUGGCACUUCUGUUAUUGUGGCUAAUAAUCAUGUUACUUUGACACCUCGUGCGGAUGGGUCUUCAUACUGGUAUACCAUGUUUGGUUGCUUGAAAGCAACUAAUACAUAUGGUGGAAUUGGAUUGACUAUCAAGGCUGCAAAGGGAACAACAUUAGGAGUUGAGAUUCAAACUUCGAAGACAUGCGAUUCGAGUAAUCCGACUCUCAUUGACGUUUCCUCUGCAGAUCUGGGAUGGACUUUUGAUGGAACUGAAAAAUUCUACACCAUUCCUUUCUCGAAAUAUCCAGGUCUAGAUACCGAUCAUUUGAUCUCACUUCUAUUUUCUGGUAUUAGCAAACCGAUUACCCUUGGUCCAAUGUCUUUAUACUGUGGAAAUACAGGAACCGCUUACCCCGUUCCUAGUACUGUCCCAGUCAUUGAGCCAUCUUCGACCAUUCCAGCAACAACUGGACCUUCAGCUUAUGUCAUCGAUACUUUUGGUAAUGCUGAUUCUAACAAUCUCGGAUUCUAUCAUGGAGGUGAUGAAACAACAACCUAUAAACAAUCGGGGAACAAACUUACCAUCAAUACUAAAGGCAAUUCUGAUCUUGCCUGGUACACUCAAAUCUCCAAUGGAUGCUUCGACUUCACUCCUAAUGAUAAGGGCUACAUCCACAUCGCUUUUACCGGAAGUAACGCAUUUACCAUAUCUCUGCAACAGCACAAUCCUACUUGUAACCCAAAUAUAAAUCCAUUUCCUUUCACGUGGGAUUCUGUUGAAGCAUCGAGAUACUCCAAUUCAGCAAAGACCGACCUCUACGUUCCAAUCUCCCACUUUGAAAUCGAUCGCAAACUAAGUGUUGGGUUUGCACUCAAGGGCUUCUACACAUCUGAUGAUACUGUCAUCUCAAAGAUCGAAGUCGUCAAUUCGGUCCCAUCAGAUUUUCUAGUCCCAUCAAAACUACCCACGGCACCCCUAAUCUUCUCUUGCACACGUCCAAACUCAUUCGCUUUCGCAAUCGAUGACGGUGAUCCACAACUUGCCCAAAAAGUCGUCUCCGCCGUCGCAGCCGCAGGUAUCCACGUAACAUUUUUCACCGUUGGUGCCGCCCUGCUCGACCCAUCCACCAAUCUCUCAACCGUCUAUUCCAACAUGUUAAAUCUCGGUCACCAAGUAGCAUAUCAUUCCUACACACAUCCACCAAUGGAAGGACUCCCGAGCCUCGCAUCCAUAGACUGGGAACUCAACAACGACAUAGCCGCCGUCUCAUCUACCCUCUCCGGCCACACAUCCACGUAUUUCCGACCUCCUUUCGGCACGGAAGGUGCACGUAUUCGCCAACGACUCGCUGCCUUGAUCCCAGGCUCAAAAUUCGUAGAAUGGUCCGUUGAUGUACAGGAUUGGUUGUGGGCUCUCAGUGACACGCCUGAAAAUCAGCUUACGAAUUUCCAGAGUGAUGUGAAUAAGGGGGGGAAUUUGGUGGUUAUGCAUUACUUGUAUCAGACGACGGUGGAUUAUUUGCCGCAGUUUAUUGAGAUUGCGAAGAAAACGGGUAAGCAGUUGAUGAGGGUGGAUCAAUGUUUGGAGGAUCCGAAUGCGCCGCCUUUGUGA
Sclerotinia sclerotiorum 1980 UF-70 is the source of this 2439-nucleotide messenger RNA. RefSeq lists its product as hypothetical. Gene Ontology annotation, biological process: carbohydrate metabolic process. The transcript has 2 exons. Lineage: Eukaryota; Fungi; Ascomycota; Leotiomycetes; Helotiales; Sclerotiniaceae. Bases 1 to 2439 code for a protein of 812 amino acids. Gene Ontology annotation, molecular function: hydrolase activity, acting on carbon-nitrogen (but not peptide) bonds. The record is from RefSeq and is a predicted model, not a curated record.